Messenger RNA from Ziziphus jujuba (common jujube), 2350 nucleotides. RefSeq lists its product as uncharacterized. The record is from RefSeq and is a predicted model, not a curated record. The transcript is spliced from 5 exons. The coding region runs from base 516 to 2048 and encodes 510 amino acids. Lineage: Eukaryota; Viridiplantae; Streptophyta; Magnoliopsida; Rosales; Rhamnaceae.
ACCUUCACAUUCACAUCCACCCACUGGCCAGUGGCCACUGCUUUCUCCUUCACCAUUUUUUUUUUUUUUUAACAAAGAGAAAAAAGAAAAGAAACAGAUAAACCCGCAUCGUCAUCUAAUUCUCUUAACACCAAAACCAAAAAAAAAAAAAAAAAAAAAAAAAAAAAAAAAAAAAAAAAAAAUCUACCUGUAAUUUGCAGCACAAGCUGCUUUACUCUUCCGUCAAACUCCAAACCCUAAAUUAUUUUAUAUUUCCAUAGAAUAAAAAUAAUAAUACUAAAAAAAAAAAAAGAAAAACGAAGCAGAAAAAAGAAAAGAGAAAUAAAACAUACAGAGUCUCUGUCUCUGUUUCUCUCUGUCUCUCUCUCUCUCUCCCUCUCCAAGUUAAGUUUCGCAUCGUCAUCUGGUUGUUCGAGUUUCUCACUCUAGAAGCCAGAAUGAGUGCAGCCAACCAAGACCCAGUUGAGGAGACAGGAAAUGGAGCCUGACCUACUCCACCCACUGCAUUGGUCCCAAUGGGAAAGGCCGAAGAACAACGGUCUCUGCCUUCCACUCUGGUCUCCCACACUUCCCACCAGAAUGCAGACACUCCUUGUCCAUGUGGAUGUCGGAUUCAAAGACUCAUUGGCCUCAGAUGCAUCUUCGUCCUCCUCCUCUCCGCUGCUCUCUUCCUCUCUGCUGUCUUCUGGUUGCCUCCGUUUCUUCAGUUCGCGGAUCACCGCGAUCUGGAUCUCGAUUCAAAGUUCAAAGAUCAUAGUAUAGUAGCAAGUUUCAAUGUUCUGAAGCCAGUUUCUUUGCUUGAAGACAAUAUCUCACAGCUUGCAGACGACAUUUUCGAUGAGAUAGGCUUACCCUCAACCAGAGUGGUUAUCUUGUCUCUAGAACCUUUGAAUAGGCCAAAUGUUACAAAAGUUGUGUUUGGUGUCGAUCCUGAUCCUAAAGAUUCAAAUUUAUCUGAACCAGCUGAAAGUCUGAUCAGAGCAUCAUUUAAGUAUCUGGUUGUUCGACAAACAUAUCUCCACUUAACGGCAUCCUUGUUCGGAGAUGCAUAUUUUUUUGAGGUGCUGAAAUUUCCUGGAGGAAUUACUAUUAUUCCUCCUCAGAGUGUUUUUCUUCUACAGAAAGUGCAAAUCCUUUUCAACUUUACUUUGAACUUCUCCAUUUAUCAAAUUCAAGUAAAUUUCAAUGAAUUGACAAGCCAGCUGAAAUCGGGAUUACAUCUAGCACCCUAUGAGAACAUAUAUGUUAGUUUAUCAAAUUCAAAAGGUUCAACAGUGGCUGCUCCAACUACUGUUCAAUCAUCUGUUCUGCUGGCUGUUGGGAAUACUCCUUCAAUGCAAAGGUUAAAGCAACUGGCUCAAACCAUCACUGGUUCCCAUUCAAGAAACCUUGGCCUGAAUAAUACUGUAUUUGGUAGGGUUAAGCAAGUUCGUCUUUCAACCAUCUUACAACACUCUCUCCACGGUGGUGAUGGUGGUUCCACUGCAUGGUCACCUUCUCCUGCUCCUCUUCCUCAUCCCCACCACCACCGCCACCACCACCACCAUCACCACCACCACCACCAUAGUGCUCAUCUUGCUCCAGCCAUUUCACCUACACCUGAAGCUGAGAGAGGUCCACCUGCAACUAAGAACAGUGCUCCUCCUCCAAAGGAAGAAACACCUGCUCCAGGGAAAAGCUUGCCUCCACAUCAAAAAAGUUAUGAAGCAAACGCUCCUGGCUGCCGAUUCAGAAAUAGAAGGUCAACAGGGAAGGAGAGAAAUCAGCCUCGUUUAGCUCCUACAGCUGCACCUAAUAUCUCUCCUCACUAUGUUGCUGCCUCACCACCAAAGCAAGUACACACUUCAAAACCCAUCUUCCAUUCGGUUCCAACGUCCAGUCCUUUGCCAAGUGUAGUUUUUACUCAUGUUCAGCCCCCGUCAAAGAGCAAAUCAGACAUGAAUCAGUUGGUUGCUCCUACCCCAUCUACAUCUUCUGCAGGUGGUCUUCUUCUUGCUAGUGCUCAUUUGGCAUUUUCAUUGUCCCUAGCUCUUGUAAUACAUUUAUAACCAGAAAACCUUGAGGAGUUGUGUAAUGGUAAGCUACGCAAAGGGCGUGCUUGGCAUCUGAGUAUGAUCGAGUGGAUAUAUGUGUUGUUGUUUUUUAAGCGUGUAAAUAGUGAUUAAAGUUCAAACGGGCUGCUAAUGCAAAUUGCAAAAGCAUAUCUGGGUCAAAGUCACGGAGGUGGCAGGCCUUUGCUUACAUGCAUAGCUGCCGUUUUGUGUAUUAUUCUCUUCUGCGGAAGAAAUUUUAAGAGGAAAAAAAAAAAAAAAAAAACAGCAAAUGUAUCACAUCAAUAUUUUUUUUUCAA